AUGGACGACGUCCGCCGUGUCGAGUACAACUGGGGGAGAGAACGUCUCCGAGAAUUGCUCAAAAUUGCCAGAUUAUAUGAUGUCCGUAUCCUGAAGACGAGCAUCAAUGGAGAUUGGAAGCUACAAUUUCGAUCACUAAACUUAAACGGUGUCACACCAGGCUCUCGAGCUCAGUACGACAAGGAUGGCUGGGAAACCGACUGGACGCCUCUUUCACUUGUAAACCAGCGACACCCUGAGUUGUGGGCUGUACUCAGAACAAAGAUUUGUUCGGAGUUUACUCUGUCGCAUGCGCAAGUAGGGGAUGUUAUCGACUCUAGUGGAAACAAUCUAGGUUCCCUACACGGCCCCGCAGUUGAGAACACUGACCCGUCAAAUACAGAAAAGCGAAGGAGAACUCCUAGAGCAGCGCAUGGUGUCUCGCGUCCUGCAUCUCACGACCUUGACAUCAAGCAGGAUGACGACUUUGACCCUCGAGCUUUCCUGUACGACAAUGUCAUUGAUAUCACCAAAACAAAUGACAUUCCAUCAGCACCAGACGAAGCUCACUUCCAAAAUGAACAAACUCAAGAAGAGAUGGAACCCGAGAUCAUCGAUCUUACUCUACACGAUAUAAUUGAUCUCACCAUCGAACCAUCUGCGAACUUAGCUCAAGACACAAGAAAGCAAAGCCGUCGAAACCAUCAGCUAGGAGAAUGCGAUUCGGAUCGUGAUUCGCUCUUUGAACAAGAAAGAGAUCUGGAUAGUGACGACGAAAGCCUAGGAAAGGGCAGCGAGGAGGAUGUUUGUCCAGCACCCCAAGGCUUCGAUGUCCCUGCCAUUCCAGCUUUUUUGGUUACUCAAAAAAAGGGGAGAAAGCGGGCCCUAGACCUGGUAGAAGACGAUGUGGAUUCGAUCCAGAUACCCGUUCAACAGCAACCACACAAAAAGCUACGUCUCGCAAGGGGCGUCAAAGGUUCCAGUCUAUUCACCGCAGUCCAGGGGAAGGUUGUGGUGAAGAAAAGAGAUGGGCGAUACACGAGAUUCGACGCGGAGAAAAGUGCAGGGUCUGUUCUUGCAAAGAAGAAAGCGAAUACCACAGGAGAAGAAGCAGUCCAACAAAAUAUUCCGCAGAGGCCCCUCACGGUGGAUGAUCUCGAAGAUUAUGAGGACGAGGACGAUGCACCGCCGUCAACAUUAGACGCUCCCACUUCAAGUAAGGUUAAAUCGAUGUGGGACGAUGUAAGUCAGCCAUCGAUCUUUUCCAAGGCGCUCCCAGAGCUGCCAAAAAUCGCCAACAGGGGCAGAAUCCACGACCCUUUGGCACCUCCAUUAUUUCUCCUCCGCAUAUCUCCAGAAUCGACUCUACGCCUGAUGAUGCGGGAGUGGUCUUGCUCGCUCCCGCAGUGGUGCUAUAUCUCUCGAAGUCGGCCAGAGGUAAUAGCUACCAAAGAGGAGAACACGUCUCACGACGAUUCGACGUACACUUGGGUAGAACAUGACACUCAUCUCCUCGUUGUCGCCCCUCAAUUUCACCAUCAAGCUUGGGAAGCCUCGUCCAUCCGACAAGAAAACCUUAUAACUUUGAUCAACAAGACAAAGGAUGAUCAAAAAGUACACAAACUUAGACAGGAGCUAGAAUUGGAACGCAAUGCAUCCUGGAUUGAUGGUGAACUGGAGAAGGCAGAUAUUGUUCCGCGGAUCGCCGAUAUUGUAGACGCGGAACACCUCCUUUUCAGCUUUUCCCGCGGAUCCGAGAUAUUGCACCUGGACAAGGGGCGAUGUAGUAUCGAAAAGCGCCUUUCAGGAGGCUGGGCUGAGUUAGUGCCUUAUACAUAUAAAGUAGAGGUCCCAGGGCGUUUGGAUGUCCUGGAGUAUGAACAGGUUUCAGGAGUUCUUGCUAAACGGAGAAAGUUUCUCCUACUGUGGUCCCCGCUAGUGGAUGCUCUCUACAAGUAUCCUCAUACACUCGUCGUCUUCUCAUCGAGGUCUCAAGACAUGUUCGAGUUGCUCUCGAUCCCGAACUCGUUCCCAAGGGGAAGAAGGAGCCUUGUCAUAGUUCAUAUAGGGAGAAAGCUACCAUUCUACGAUACGCUACUGGAGCUGGAUGUGACGCAGCUUCUCGAAGGCGAGGAUCCGAAGCCAGAAUGA
Serendipita indica DSM 11827 is the source of this 2130-nucleotide messenger RNA. NCBI's taxonomy places the organism in Eukaryota, Fungi, Basidiomycota, Agaricomycetes, Sebacinales, Serendipitaceae. The record is from the annotation of a GenBank genome assembly.